This is a messenger RNA of Polyodon spathula (Mississippi paddlefish), 2748 nucleotides long. It is a transcript of the gene pcolcea, whose product is annotated as procollagen C-endopeptidase enhancer a. Bases 38 to 1561 code for a protein of 507 amino acids. NCBI's taxonomy places the organism in Eukaryota, Metazoa, Chordata, Actinopteri, Acipenseriformes, Polyodontidae. The transcript is spliced from 9 exons. The record is from RefSeq and is a predicted model, not a curated record. Gene Ontology annotation, molecular function: protein binding.
UUUCUCUCACUUCUUCUCGGAUGCUCUGCUUGGCAACAUGGAAUCCUCCCAUGUCCUCCUGUGUUCUUGUGUCCUCAUAAUGUUAGCUAGCCUGACUGGGGUUUCAGGACAGGGUGAAACUACACCAGGGAGAACCAACUAUACCAGGCCGGUGUUCCUGUGUGGAGGGGAGCACGUGGCAGAGUCUGGCUUCAUCGCCAGUGAAGGAUUCCCCAGCCACUACAAACCCAACAGCAAGUGUACCUGGUAUAUAACGGUCCCAGAGGGUAACGUGGUGAUGCUGUCCUUCCGUAUCUUUGAUCUGGAGGCAGACCCACAGUGCCGCUACGAUUUCCUGGAGGUGUACAACGGCCACGCCCGCACCUCCCAGCGCCUCGGCCGCUUCUGCGGCACCUUCCGCCCCGGCACCAUCAUCUCCACCGGCAACAAGAUGAUGCUGGAGAUGGUGUCGGACUCGGGGACCACGGGCCGCGGCUUCAUCGUGGCGUUCAGCGCAGGAAAACCGCACGUCGACGAGCACCAGUUGUGUGGAGGGAAGCUCACGAAAUCACAAGGAUCUCUACAGACUCCAAACUGGCCCGAGAGCAACUACCCAGCGGGCAUCAGCUGCUCCUGGCACAUCGUCAUCCCUAACAACCAGGUGAUCGAGGUCUCCUUUGACAAGUUUGACGUGGAGCCCGACAGCUACUGUCGCUACGACUACGUGGCUUUCUUCAGCGGGGAGGAAUCGGACGACUCCAAACUCAUCGGAAAAUAUUGCGGAGACCAGGCACCAGAAACCUUCGUCUCAAACAGCAGUGAGUUGCUGGUCCAGUUUGUGUCUGACCUCAGUGUGACCGGCGAUGGCUUCAUGGUUUCCUACAGCGCACACCCCAGGGGGUCCAAACCCACCACACCAGAGAGGGGGGUCCGACCGGCAGCCAAGCCCGCCCCUGGGCCCAAACCCACCAAGCCUGCGAAACCAGUCAAGCCCACAAUCAAACCAACCAGCAAGCCCACGGUCCAACUGGAUCUCAAAGCCACAGCCAAGCCCACCAUCUCCAAAGCCACUCCCAAGCCGACAGGGUGGGUCAAGCCCAUUCCCAGACCGGGGCCCAGACCCAUCCCCAAGCCAGGCAGCAGAGCCGGGUCGAAGCCAGCAGUGAGACCCAGAGGCAAGAACAGCACCAGAACCAUCCCAGAGAGCGGGGCACCCCUGUGUGAGCAGCGCUGUCGGAGGGGCGGGACGAUGCAGAGCCACUUCUGCAGCAGCGAGUUUGUGAUCACGGGUAAGGUAACGACGGCUGUGUCGGGCCCCGGGGACACGCUGUUCGCCACGGUCUCUCUCAUCAAGGCCUACAAGGCAGGCAGCCUGAGGAUCCAGCAAGCGGGCCAGACCAUGAGCGUGAAGCUGGUCUCGAGCUGCAAGCUCUGCCCCCUCAUCCGCCGAGGCUCUAACUACAUCCUGAUGGGGCAGGUGGAUGAGGAGGGGCGUGGCACUCUCUCUCCCAGCAGCUUCAGUCUGCUCUACAAGACCCCCCUCCAGAAGGUCCUGACCAAUCUCACAGCACGGCCCUGCUGACCUCACUCGGCACCCGACCAAUCAGAGCCACGCCCCGCCCACAGCGUUGGAAGGCUGAGAGGAGGACCAGUCGGUUCUGACCCCUCCCCUUUUCCCCUUAUUCAUUUAAAAAAUAUAUAAAUUAAUUAAAUGCAGUAAUUCAUUAGUAAAGGCUGCUGCAAAUGCAAUGUUUCCCCUGCAAGUUGUCUCGCCUUAAACAGAACUACCAGAGCAGGCACCUCUGCAGCGCUCGGCUGCUGCCGCACAGUCUUAGGGUUUUCGGGGUUGAAUUCGGAUCAGUUUUUACAGUUUUUUCUACUUUGCAUCAAUUUUUUUUUUUUUUUUUUUUUAACACGAGUGCCAUCUUAAAACAAUAUCCCGUCUUUGCAUAUCAAUACCGUGUCGUAAUCCUGAACGCCAGAGAGCGGAGCUGUUUAGAGAUGCCGCUCACGCUGGAAAGCAGAUGCAAAGGGAGAAGAAAAAUAAAAUGAGCAAGAAUUGCAUGUGGGUGGAACGGGCAGAAGGACUGGGCUCCUCCAAGACCCGACUUGACGAGGUUCUGAGAUCAGUCAGCUGCUCGGAACCGGACAAGCCGAACCGCCUCCCCUGGAUUGUAGACUUUCUUUCAGGAGGAAUUGGCCAGCAUGCAGAUAUAGCUUGUGGUAGUUCACUUAAAGAAGCUGUUUGAGACAGAUGGAUAUUAUAUUUGAUAGUCAUUCCAGACUGGGGUCGACGUUUCUUUUCAUUAAAAAAGGACAGCGAUGUGGGGGGGGGGGAUAAAAACCAAACUGUAACACAGUUUAAAAUAUCGAAUUUGUUUUUGUUUUUCACUUAAAGGUAUAUUUUCAACGACCCAACUUUGUAUGUUUCAAAUCAUCAAUUCAAAGAGCAACGCUGCUUUAUUCUUCUUCUUCUUCAUUUGUUGAUGAAGCAUAUCGUAUUUUAAACUUUUCGUUUCUGAUCUAUAGCCCUGCGUGUCAGUUACCAGACGCUUCGUUCGUUAUAAAUCACAAGAGUAUUUCUGAGGAGAGGGGUAUCUUUUCAGGGAUGUCUAUUGAGCAAGGAGUCUGAGUUGUGGGGUGUUUGGGCAACUAAUACCCCACCCGGCACAAAACAGCAGGAUGUGAUCAUUUUAUAUGGGCACUAAUAUUAAUGAUUUUAACAGUGCUAUGAUGUAUGAUUCCGAAUAAAAAUCUGUCUAUUAUAAA